AUAAUCGACGAUUGUUCCUUCCAACAUCCGCGUAGGUGGUCCUCGUGGUGGAAUUUUUGACAGGACCAACAAAUCACCUCUAAUCUCGUGUUCUUGCAGCUUUGGAUUUCAUCCGUACUAGCAAGGAUGGAUCUUGCUGCGGCGCACAACAAGACAUACACCGAAGCUCCUGUUUACUUGCGCUUGAUCCCGGUGCAUGUUGGAAGCACGCGGCCAAGAGGAGUACAAACAGGUAAGACGGAGAGGACCAGUAAGAGGAUCUACUUAGGUGGAAAAACAAGACGAGACUUCUCAACAAACUUGUUUGCUACAGCUCCUCCAAAGAAGAUCGCCUUUGUAGUAGACUCCGACGUCGAGAAGUUCGUCUCCGGGAAGUUUCCCAUCCCGGCUCGGCGAUUCGCCAAAAGUAGUAUCAACAAGAACGCAAUAAAGGAUACCAGGGAAGUGAUGGGGCUCGUGAUCUUCUCU
Amoebophrya sp. A120 is the source of this 468-nucleotide messenger RNA. The record is from the annotation of a GenBank genome assembly. Lineage: Eukaryota; Dinophyceae; Syndiniales; Amoebophryaceae.